UCGUAACCCUCGAGUUUGCGAAUUAAAGAUGAAAUCAAUGGGAGAGUUCGUGAAGUAUUUAGGAGAAGGUGCUUACGGUUCGGUAGAUCUCGUUAAAUACACUCUAAGCGACGGUUCUUUUUCUUUCUUUCACGCCGCUGUCAAAGGCUGUUGCCAGAUGAACCACGACUCCCUCAAGAGAGAGUUAAAGAUUCUGCGGGAACUCAGAGGCUGUCCAAGAAUCGUUAAAUGCUUCGGAGACUCUCUGGAAGAAGGUCUAGGCUAUGGGAAUCGCAAAGUCUACAAGCUGCUUCUCGAGUACGCAUCCGAAGGGAGUCUGCGUUCUUUCAUGGACAAGUACACCGACAGGAAACUACCAGAGCCUCUGAUCAAAGACUUCACGCGGAUGAUUCUCGAAGGCUUGGUCUCCGUUCACGGUCACGGUUAUGUCCAUUGCGAUCUCAAAUCAGACAAUCUCCUCGUCUUCCCGUCGUGCGGAGGAGAUUCAUACGAGUUGAAGAUUGCUGAUUUUGGAAUCUCCUUAGAUGCGGGAGACAUUCCUGACUACUGGAGCAUCGAUUCCCCGUUCGUGGGGACGCCUUGUUACAUGCCGCCUGAGACGGUCGAAGACGGGGUCGCCAAGGAAACCCUAGACCUGUGGUCGUUGGGGUGCUUGGUGUUGGAGAUGUACACAGGUGAGAGGCCAUGGGAAGGGGUUGAUAUCGAUCUUCUCGAGGCUCUUCUGUUUGAUGGUAACGCUCCAGAGAUUCCCGAGAGUGUGCCUUGCGAUGCAAGAGAGUUUAUCGAAACGUGUUUCUCAAGGUACCCUGAGGAGAGAGGAAGCGCGUUCAAGUUGUGGUUUCAUCCGUUUCUUCGUCCAGAAAAAGAGAAGCAGCUUAUCGCCGUUGCCUCACCAGCUGUGAAGAAGAGAGAUUCGUUGCUGUUGAGAAUCAGAGGAGCUUGGAACAAAUCUACUCAUAUUUCAAAAAAGCCCCUGAAAGUGAAGUUUUUCCCAACAAAGGCCCCAAAGUUUAAGAGAAUUCUGAAUAGUCUAGUGAGGUUGAAGAUUAUGCCUAUGAUGAAACGCUCGAAUUCCAAUCUAGUUUCGGUUCAAUAGUUUCUGUUUACUUUUAGUAUGUACAUGUAGUUUUCAUGUUGAUGCAAAUAUUGUUUUCAUCUCCCAAUCUGUAUAUAUGUUGAUAUAAUUUUUUAGUGAACGAAAUA
Raphanus sativus (radish) is the source of this 1203-nucleotide messenger RNA. Its product is annotated as mitogen-activated protein kinase kinase kinase 20-like. Bases 29 to 1096 code for a protein of 355 amino acids. Gene Ontology annotation, molecular function: ATP binding; protein kinase activity. The transcript has a single exon. Gene Ontology annotation, biological process: protein phosphorylation. NCBI's taxonomy places the organism in Eukaryota, Viridiplantae, Streptophyta, Magnoliopsida, Brassicales, Brassicaceae. The record is from RefSeq and is a predicted model, not a curated record.